AUGUGGAGAGGACGGACUGUCUGCCUACAGCGAACAUGCCUCGGGCCGCGGGAGGAGCAGCAUUGCCGGCUGGUGGACAUCUUCAGCGGGGAAGUGAUCUGGUCCACUAUGGGCCCAACACAGAAGGGAUGGAUGGACAAUGCUGAAGAUCGUGACGAGUGUGGGUUCCGGGUGCUCCCAUGGGAGGCAGCGUUGGCUUCGAGGAAGGAUGCAGGAGACGCUGAGUUGAAGCAAGGAGAUGGUGGGAAAAAGAAGAAGAAGAAGAAAGUGAAGGGCAUCGGCGAGAAAAUUGACAGCAGGCAUCGCAAGGACAAGAUUGAGCUGUUGGCUGUGCGACUUUCUCCUCCUCAGAGAAAGAGGACCAAGAUCCUCGACCUUGAUCGAACUGCCGCUGCCUCUGCUCAGGCUGUGAGUCUGAUGUUGCAUGACUGCAUUUGA
Guillardia theta CCMP2712 is the source of this 438-nucleotide messenger RNA. RefSeq lists its product as hypothetical. Bases 1 to 438 code for a protein of 145 amino acids. NCBI's taxonomy places the organism in Eukaryota, Cryptophyceae, Pyrenomonadales, Geminigeraceae. The record is from RefSeq and is a predicted model, not a curated record. The transcript is spliced from 5 exons.